UCAUCUUUCGGCGACAUGCCUGAGCCCGCCAAGUCCGCUCCCGCCCCGAAGAAGGGCUCCAAGAAGGCCGUGACCAAGGCGCAGAAGAAGGACGGCAAGAAGCGCAAGCGCAGCCGCAAGGAGAGCUACUCGGUGUACGUGUACAAGGUGCUCAAGCAGGUGCACCCCGACACGGGCAUCUCGUCCAAGGCCAUGGGCAUCAUGAACUCGUUCGUCAACGACAUCUUCGAGCGCAUCGCCGGCGAGGCGUCCCGCCUGGCGCACUACAACAAGCGCUCGACCAUCACGUCGCGGGAGAUCCAGACGGCCGUGCGCCUGCUGCUGCCCGGGGAGCUGGCCAAGCACGCCGUGUCCGAGGGCACCAAGGCCGUCACCAAGUAUACCAGCUCCAAGUGAGCGGGCUCCUAUUUGGCUGCGAUAACCCAAAGGCUCUUUUCAGAGCCACCACUUUUUCCACUAAAGAGCUGUGUAUGCGUUUGCUCUCCAACAUUAUAAUGUUUAGUCCGGUACCAAGUUACCCUCUUCCUUGCUGUCUACUCUUCACUGAAACACAUUCUGACACUCAGAUGGGUUUUGCAGAUGGAACAGUUGGGUGUUUUCUGAAGUCUCUGGUUUUAUGAGGAUGUGGACUGCUUUUGCAAUUGUAUUAUACUUUACAGAAAUAGUCAUUCUCAAUUUUAUUGAAGGAAUGAGCUUAAUCCUGUUCUAUUCUCCUAUAUUCUCUAGCAUCUGAUGCUUUGUUAAUUGGUAUUUGGUAAAUGAUAAUUUCCUUGCUCUCAAGUAUUCCAACCAGAAAUAAAACCAGCAUCGGUUUUCCCAGGAUAAUUUUGAAUCCAGUAAAACCGUUUUCCCUGAGGGCAGCUGACAGGCCUCUAGGAUAUUGGCCUUUUUCUUUUCUGAUAGUGCUUUGUCC
Messenger RNA from Sorex araneus (European shrew), 913 nucleotides. Its product is annotated as histone H2B type 1-C/E/F/G/I. Gene Ontology annotation, cellular component: nucleosome. NCBI's taxonomy places the organism in Eukaryota, Metazoa, Chordata, Mammalia, Eulipotyphla, Soricidae. Gene Ontology annotation, molecular function: DNA binding; structural constituent of chromatin; protein heterodimerization activity. The record is from RefSeq and is a predicted model, not a curated record. The coding region runs from base 16 to 396 and encodes 126 amino acids. The transcript has a single exon.